Prunus dulcis (almond) is the source of this 1494-nucleotide messenger RNA. RefSeq lists its product as uncharacterized. NCBI's taxonomy places the organism in Eukaryota, Viridiplantae, Streptophyta, Magnoliopsida, Rosales, Rosaceae. The record is from RefSeq and is a predicted model, not a curated record. The coding region runs from base 1 to 1494 and encodes 497 amino acids. The transcript has 2 exons.
AUGGCUAGAUCCGCGACGGCCCAAAGCCACUCCACCCAUGAUCCCGCGAUCGACAUGGUGGCACCGCCACCUCUCACCACCGCACCGGCCACCGCCGCCGAACAUGGUGGAACUUCCCAUCAAGAUGGACUCGUCACCACCGCCGACCCGGGGCCGGUCUUGGAGCGACUCCAAGCAUUCCCUUCAUUGCCUCCACGCGCGACGCACGCUCCUGCAUACACCUCCAAUGAAAACCUAGCCCGUGUGCAGUUGGGCUCCACGCACUUCUCUCCUCCCGAUCCACGAAGUCAAGCAGACGCGCAGUCCACCAACACUCCAACUAGGCAGCACGGACGAGAAAGUCGACUCUCAGAGGACAACGAGGAAGUCAGUCAAUCCUGUGGAGGUCGCCAACGCAACAAACUAGCAAUGUGUGCAGAGGACGUUGAGAAGCUCGUAAAUGACCGACUCCAAGACUUGAAGACUGGAGGAAACUUCGAGGAUUCACUACGCAAGGAGAUGGACCAGGUGAACUCUACGCCUUUCACCCUCGAUAUCGAGCAGGCUGUUCACCCAAAGCGAUUCUCGACACCCUCGUUCAUACACUUCAAAGGGGAUUCCGAUCCCGAGAGCCACAUAAAACACUUCAAAAGUGUUAUGAUCCUCCACCAGGCUGACGACGCGCUAAUGUGCAAGGUGUUUGCAAUGACUUUGCUAGGAGCAGCCCAAGACUGGUUCCAUACCCUGCCAUCUGGGUCGAUCAGCAGCUUCAAGGAGCUAGCUUAUAUCUUCACCAAAGAAUACACUUCUUACCGGAUGAUCAAGAAGAAUCCUGACCACCUGUUCAACUUGCAAAAGAAGUACGAAGAAUCCCUUCGAGAUUACAUCAAGAGGUUCAAAGCAGAAAGGGCGAACAUCAUCGGAUGUGACGAUCGAAUCGCGUCAUCGGCCUUCAAGAGGGGCUUGCCAGUUGAGUGUGAGCUGUAUCGCGAGCUGACCAUCUCUCCCUGCCAAACACUAGUAGAAGUCUUCGCUACAGCAGAGCGCUAUGCGCUUUGGGACGAUGACCGGACCGCCGCAAAGAAAGCUGCCAAGCAAGCCGAUCAGCCGGUUGAGCCGACAAGCCAAAGAAACGACAUGAUAAAAGACAGGGAUGGGGGCAAGCGCGAAUUACAGCCUCAGGGAGGUGCUCCAACAACUGAGACCUACACUAAGUUUACUAUUCCGAUACAGCAGAUCCUAGCCCAAGUAAAGGACAUGCCUUGGUUGAAGAAACCAUUGCCUUUGAAGGGAAACCCAGCCAAGAAGGAUACCAGUAGAUACUGCGAAUUCCAUGAAGGGCACGGUGAUUACACAAAUGACUGCUUCGCCUGGAAAAAGCACCUCGAAGAACUGGUCGGAGACGGCCAUUGCGCGGAAUUCAUCGCAAAAGGGGCUAUCCAGCAAGUCAAAGAUCGUGACGCGACUACCAAUGAACCUCCACGAAAAAAGUCAUACGGAUCAGCACGAUCUUAG